Dermacentor andersoni is the source of this 5658-nucleotide messenger RNA. RefSeq lists its product as uncharacterized. NCBI's taxonomy places the organism in Eukaryota, Metazoa, Arthropoda, Arachnida, Ixodida, Ixodidae. The record is from RefSeq and is a predicted model, not a curated record.
GCGCGCCAACUUUGCAAGCAGCGUCUGCCGUUCGGAUAUGAUAGUUCAAUUUCUUUGGCACUUAGGCCCAUUUUCUUAAGCUUGACGUCAACUCUGCGUCCGUGUGUGGAAUUCGCGGGAAAACUUGUGCAAAGUCGAGGCAUGGCGGAAGGGCGAAGGUCGUCAAGGGCCCACAAGUCUGUCAACUACGCCAAGCUGGACUAUGGGAGUGAUGAAGAUGACGACUUCAAGCCAGCCGAGGCACCGCCAUCAAAACGUGCCAAGCCUGCUGUCAAGGAAGUGCCCAAAAAGGCAGAAAAGGCAGAGAAGAAAACCAAGCCUGACAGCGUAGGGAUAACAAGUUCCAGUGCUGUCACUGAGAAGCAGAAGGCAGGGAGGGCAUCCCUGGAUGACAAGCUGUUCCAGCGAGACCUUGAAGCGGCACUGCGUCUCUCACAGAAUGCACCGGCCUCGGAAGGACAGUGCUUGGAGACUGAUCCUGAACACAAGCCUGCGGACAGUAUAAUCGAGCAAAAUAGCAUAGCCACGUUUCCAGAGAACCUCGAGCUAGCUGGUGAGGUGGUUGUGCAUUCCGAGCCAGGCCCUGAAGCCAGCGAGCCUUCAGCGUCGGCAGAUGGCAAGGAGGAGGAAGACUACCAGCCGGAGCAAGAAGGGAGCUCCGAGGAUGAGGAGGAGGACGCCUCGGAUGAAGACUAUGGAGACAGUGGCAGUGAUGACGACGGGGAGUUUGCACCCUCAAAGGGAAAGGCUUCACGUUCCCGCAAGGAACCUGUGGCAAAAAAGCCUCCAGCUGCUCCCAAGAAGCCGGCAGGCACUGCAAGAGCAGCGGCCAAAACAUCUCCUGCACCAUCGGCCGCACCACACACCGUCACGAAAGGCCCCGCAACAAUGCGUGGCAAGAUGCAGGCAUCAAGUGCAUCAGCCAGCUCAUCGUCAGCAUCGCCACCGGUGCCAAGGUCGGCACCUCGCCUUGCUGCAGCUGCAAAGUCUUCGCCAAGUGCGGCUCCACGGCUCUUACCACAGCGAACGCCUCCUGGAGGCAAUGUGCCCAUGACUGUGCCCAAGUUUUCGAGCGGCCAGUUGCCAGCAUCAGGGAUUCGGCUUGGAUUGUCACGCCGCUCAGUGAGCAAGCCACUUCACAGUGUUGUCAAAGUGCAGCAGUGAGCUCGUCAAGCAUAACUUGGAACAGCCGUGCAUUGGCAGGAUGGAUUUAGUGAAUUCUGCACUGUGCUUGUGAUCACUUCAGAAAUCCCUAAAGACUAGUGAAUUGGGAGUGUGUCUUCAGGUGUGAUGAGGGAAGGAAGACAUUUUCGAAUACUUUAUGGCACGUUUUAGGCAACCCUGUUUUAGACGUUUAACUCCAUGUUCACAAAUGGGCUUCUAAUUGAAGCCCUUCAUCGACUUGAACAAGUGGAGCACAGCAUCGCUCCUCUUCUGAAGAAUGCAUUGCAUUUUGAUAACGUUCCUUGGUGAUUCCUAAGAUGAGGAUUUACUUGAGAAGCGUAAAUUCACUCCAGUGCAUUUGCAUUUGCUCGGUUACAAAACAUAUUUGCAUAAGAACCGUCAUGGAGUGUCAUUGAAGUGCAGAGACCAUUUCUGUCAUGGGGGAGCAGUGCUGCCAUUCAAUUUUUUUGAGACAAUGUGGGGUGUCAAGUAGAGGAAUGUCCCAGAAUGGUGGGGGUAAAUGUUUUUAUGUUGUACGUAUAUUGACUGGUGAGUCUUGACGGUGAAUUUCACUGGCCGAUCUGGAGUUGGGUUGUGUGUUCGCAGCAGAGCCACUCUCUCUUACUUCGUUCCCUGAGCACAGGUCCAGCGUUAUUCAAGUGUAUUCAAGUAGUGUUAUUCAAGGCUGCAAAAUGUCACUUUUCUCCUGCUCAAGGGACGAGUGUGUCUGGUAUUAACAAUCUUGCGUGAACAUCAGUGCACAGCACCACGCUCUUCUGCGUAACAGCUACGUUUUCUGCUGAUGCAAGGCUCGAUUGGCAUUUCGUACAUUAUGGACAGCAGAAGUAGGGACACCAAAAUUAACGUGACACUUUUGUAAGUGCAAAAACAUUGGUUCACCAGAAAGCACAUACCAUUUCUGGAACUAGGUGCAUGGGCCAAGUUCCUGUGGUAAUCUAGCACAGCAUGGAUUGUUUUCCACAGGCAGAUUUGAAUUUGCAAAGUAUGAGCAUGCUCUUUGAGGAUUUGUUGGGUGACUGUUCCAGACUGACCACGGGAAUUUACUGUCAGAUAUUUUCUCACUAUGCAAUGACAAGAGACAGUGGUGCCAGGAAAAGCAUAGGAUGUUUUGCAUGAAGGCAAAAUUUUUUUUGUUUGAAAUAUGAAACUUCUUGCUAAUUUAAACCUAAUUUACUGUUAUUAGACAUCAUAGUUACAAACUUAGUCUAUUUCCUCGAAUGCUUUGCUUGGCAUUGAUGUCUGUCAGCUUUAUGUCGUUGGUGCUUGUCUAAAUACCAAGCCAUUCAGUUCUCUUUGUGCUUAUUGCAUAUUAGACAUAUUAAGAAUGAAGGUUUUAUGCUAGAGUGCAAGUAAAGUUGUGGUUGUUUUCUUUAAAAGAUGAAACUCUUCAUUUGUGAUUCUUAUUAUUUGGUUUGAAAGCAUAUGUACAAUUGAAAGAGAGAGAAGGCAAGGAGCAGUCUGGUAACUGCCACCAGGAACAACGCCUCCAAACUUUCCAGGAAGGUGGGGACAGAAACAAAGAAAUGUAAUGGAGAAAGAAGGGAAGGAAAGGAAAAAAGAAUGAACAACCAAAGUAAAGCACACAGAAGGCAAGUGACACUGUUGCUUAAAGAGUAUGUUGGCAAAAUAUGAUACAAUUGGUGCAGGAAAAACAAAAAACUUGCGUUUACAAUUAGAAGAACAACACGCAAAUAGAACAGAGAAAUGUUGAAUUUAAAUCUGUGCAGUCUCAGCUUUCUGCCAAGAUCUCAGCACGUGCCAUGGGGGCGUAAUGACGUUAUGCUGCUAAGCACGAGGCUGCUGGAUCAAACCUUGGCCACCGCAGCCACAUUUUGGUGGGGGUGAGAUGCAAAAACGUAUAUGUAUCGUGCAUUGGGUGCGAGUUAAACCCCAGGUGGCUGAAAUUAAUGGUAGUCCCCCACUACGGUGUGCCUCAUAAUCAGAUUGCAGUUUUGGCAUGUAAUACUCCAGAACCUAAUUGUAUUUUUGCUAGGAUUGGCAUGCUUACCUGAAGCCGAGAGUGCCAGUUUGUGUGCAUCAUCAGAGCCUUGCCAAUCACUAAUUAGAGAAACAAUGAAGAGCCAUGCUAAAUGAAAAUAGGGUGGUAAGCUAUCCUUUCAAAGCUUUGUUAACACUCGUUGGAUGGAAAAAAUAUUGGUCACUUGGGGAUAAUAUCAAGGCCAACUUUCCCUUGAAUUUUCUGCUGAAACCUCAGCACUGGUACGUUAGUGUGACGUCAUAGAUUUCAAAGUAUUUUCUUGUACUUAUGCUGUUCUGGCACAGAAAAUAAUUCUUCAAACUCGCUGUGUUUAGCCUUUGGUUUCUUUUUUCUUAGAAUAAUGCAGUCCGUGUUUACCAAUAAACAGUUAACCAGACCACAGUAGACACUGUCAAAUUCCAUGAUAUCAUGGUGAGCUUGUGCAAGACUAUGCUCCAUGUUUCGUAUUGCACCUUUUCAGGCUCACCAAGCAUCUUUGCAUUAAGUGUGGCUGUUUUGCCAAUGCAGAGACCCGAUUUUAUAAUGUAGCUUAGCUUAAUAUUCUUACUUAAUACCCCUAUAUAAGAUUGCAGAUCAGACUGCUUUCAGAAGUUCUUUCUGGAGUCUUUGUGUGUUUAUGGGUGGCUGUAGUCUGCCUCGUACUUUGCAAGAAAUGCAGAAGGGGGUACACAAGUGGUGCACUCAUAUAAAAGGAUGCAGAACGAAUAUAUGAACCCAUAGAGUUUCACACAAUAAUUACUAGAGUGAACUCUAAUUCUGCGAUUGUUCAGCCCUCGUGGAAAUGAUGGUUGGUACAUGGAUUUGUCAGAUCUCUGUGCUUGAGGCUUCAGACGUUCUUGUGGCUUUGUUUAUUACACUUUACCUGCCUGGUUCAGCUGCCUAAAUUUCAAAGCAAUGUGUACUUUAUAAAUGCAGAAGGCAAUAAGAAUCUGCGAACAUGCAUGAUUGCUACUCACCCAAUUGCGGUGGUUCCGCCUGUCGAGGUGGCCGAAUGAAAACACGCGAAGCAUCUUAACGUGCUGGCUUGCCUGCAAGAAAUUCUUGAAGGUGUUCUAUGCCGCUUGUUGACGCGCAGAUCCGUGGCGUAAUGGUUUCGAUACCAGGCUUCUGUGCUAGAGGUCCGUUAUUCGAAUCCUGUUGUCAGAAGAUUUUAAUGUUUAUUUAGUUAUUUAUCAUGCACUACUUUGUUGAAAUUGACGAGUUUCCAAAGUCACGAUGCUGUUUGAAGCCAGGUGGACUAAGUUUGGGCAAUGCCAUGUCCUAGCCAUCUUUCCUGUGCUGGCUGAGCCAUCCUGCUUGCAGCUCCUAUAGACCGUAGUGCAACAGUUCUCUCUAGUAAUUAUUGUAUGAAACUUUAUGCAUGAUUGAACAGCUACUCAGAAGUGGAGGUGCGAAAUGAAGCCCUUAACCCCUUCAUAUUUCUAGGUGAUCUGUGUGAUGUGAAUUAUCAUUGACGUUUUUCAUAGCUUUCGUGCAAAUUAUUUUAACCUGCAUAUAAAAUUAAAGGAACUGUCUAAUCCUCUGAACAUGUCUUUGGAUUGUGGUGGGAAUCAGAAGAUGGUGUGUCAUAUGGACGGAAACGAGCAUGCUCAUAUCCCAUAAAGGAGGAAAUAUAUCUUUAAUUUGGCUCUGAAAGUGGUGCAAGAAUGACAUGUAGUGUCGCUGGACGGUGUAACAGUCCAACCAAUCUGUGUACCUUCACGUAACCGAAUAGCCGAGCAGGGAGAGUAAUUUCCAUCUAAUGCCUGGCAAGCCUUUUGCAAAUGAACAGUCAGGGUGAAGCAAGUGGUGCAUUGAUGCAUGGCCUCCGAGAGUGCCAUCACAUCCAGUAAUUAGUACUGUAGGUGUUCGUACAGUGUUUUAAGAAGAGGCUACGCAGAUUGAAAAACCACUGCGCAUUCAGAUACUUUGAAUGAUAUGAUUUCUAUUGCGCUAUGAAAUAGAAGGUUUUUAAAAAGAGCAGACAGUCCCUUUAAAUAAAUUAUCAGCCACUUUAGUGAGGGACUAUAUUCUUGACCUCAAUAGGCAAUGUCAUUUACUUUGUAUAGUGAGUACUCUAAGCAAUUUUUUACAGCCUAACAAAGUGUCCAAACAUGUCCGUGCAGUCUAGUUACACUAAAACAAAUACUGUAGGUACCGUUAGGCAAUGUACCAUGACAGAACGACGUAUUGUACUACCCCUGCUGCCACAGCACACCCCAUAUCUCUCACUCCUUGGCAUGGAGUUGGUGAGACGGGAGUACGGGAGUAUAGUGUGUUUGGUGGUCAACGAACAAAGUGUACUAAACGCAAGUCCGUCAUAUGCCAUAAAUGCAGUUCCAGCUGAGAUGUGGCAUAUAACAGGUGCUGCUUCAGCUGUAGACAUGGUGUUUUCUCUAAUGCACCAAACUACAUGCAUUUCAUCCAUGUGCUGGCACUUUGUUAUCACAGGAUGUAAUACGACGACAAAGCAAUUAAACAAAUAAUAAUACAAA